UCCAUGCAGAAGUUUAGACAUCUGGCGAAACGAAUAGCGGGGGAGGGAAAGAAAAAAAAGUAUAUUAAUAGUUCAUAGAAGAGUCAGACUCAUACUCACCCGCAAACUUUAUGAGCUGUGAAACCAAGAUCUACGCUGAAGUCUGGCCAUUGAGGAUUUUGUGUCCCUGUUUCAUUGUUGUAAUAAGGACAGUUGACUAAUGAUGCUCUAAUUUGGCGAUUUGAAGAACCGUCAUAUUUUAUUGGCACCGCUAUAUGAUCUUCAUUUUGGGAGAAUUUGAUGACUGUGGAUUAACUUUUAGAACUGAUUACUGACAUUUUUUGGCAGUCGAAGACUAGGAUAAUCAAAUUAGAUUGAGGAUGGAGUCAGCUUUUGCAUUUCUGUGUUUGUUAACAAUUGUUUUGGCUGCGGAUCCAGGUCCACCGAGUAGUGAUGUAGAUGUAUGGAUAGAUCCAGCUCAAGCUAGAGAGCUCUUGUGUCGCGGCGCCACGUUGGAUAUCGUUCGAGGAGGUGAAGCCCAACCAAUCAUCCAGAAACUUCGUAACAAGCUCACCGUCAUCCCGCCUGAUAUCAAUACUGUCAAUAUCACAUGGAGGGCUGCACCUGGGUUUCAUUAUGCCAUCCACGCAAGAACAGCAAACACCAGGCUCAUGGAGAACCUUGCUAUCACAAUACCGCCCUCUGGAACUAUACCAACCUCUGAAAGUGUUUUUCAGGUGGAGCUACGAUGCACGGGAAGACAAACUGGUAUUGCUUCAGGUCGGUUUGUCUUGAAGAUAUGGGAUGAAACCAAACGUCUCAUCCCAGGAUCGCCACUUAGGAUUCCAUUCCAGAAGCAGUGCUGGAAAAAGGUCAAGCCGUGUCAUCCUCCGUGUGGUAACGGUGCUGUGUGUGCUGAUGAUGGCGUCUGUGAGUGUCCAGAAGGCUACUAUGGAACCAGCUGCAAACAUGCUAUAUGCAUCCCACAUUGUUUUAAUGGUGGAUCGUGUAUUGAGCCCAGUGUGUGUCAAUGUCAAGAUGGAUUCACAGGAAAUCGAUGCCAAACAGGUAUGGAUACAGUUCUUUCGUUCUUUUUUACUCAUAUAAUGUAA
Messenger RNA from Strongylocentrotus purpuratus (purple sea urchin), 1091 nucleotides. Its product is annotated as wnt inhibitory factor 1-like. The record is from RefSeq and is a predicted model, not a curated record. Gene Ontology annotation, molecular function: signaling receptor binding. The transcript is spliced from 6 exons. NCBI's taxonomy places the organism in Eukaryota, Metazoa, Echinodermata, Echinoidea, Camarodonta, Strongylocentrotidae. Gene Ontology annotation, cellular component: extracellular region; cell surface. Gene Ontology annotation, biological process: anatomical structure development. The coding region runs from base 360 to 1091 and encodes 243 amino acids.